AUGGUCUUUAAAAAUGGCAACAUACAGUUUAUCCUGGAGUCUCUGGAGACGUAUUGUGAUCACGAUUAUGUGGAGUACUUCCGAAAAGUGCCGAAUACGAAGCUGCUCUAUACUUUUCGAGUGGUGAAAUUGGCCUCUGCUUUUACCAUCGAUAUAACAGUGAAAGUGAUAAAAACGAAGAGAAUUUUUUACAAGAUGGAAAACAUUGCGGGCUGUGAAUUUCUGAACAAUCCCCUGCUGUUCAAAGUGUUUGGCGAAACCUACAAGCACCUGGUGGUCAAUGGCAGUUACUUUAAGUGCCCCAUCAAGCCGAAGGUUUACUAUCUGAAGAACGAGGCCACAGUCUCCUUAAUCCCUAGCAUUCAUCCACCUGGACGCUUUCAGCUGUCGAUGCGGGUAAAAAUGGCGGAAAGUCGUCGGCCGUUCGUUAUGGAAAUGUUGUGGAAGUAUAAAAUUGUUCGCAUCAAAUAA
Messenger RNA from Drosophila rhopaloa, 471 nucleotides. RefSeq lists its product as uncharacterized. The coding region runs from base 1 to 471 and encodes 156 amino acids. The transcript has a single exon. NCBI's taxonomy places the organism in Eukaryota, Metazoa, Arthropoda, Insecta, Diptera, Drosophilidae. The record is from RefSeq and is a predicted model, not a curated record.